Molecule: messenger RNA, 993 nt
Organism: Cadophora gregata
Lineage: Eukaryota; Fungi; Ascomycota; Leotiomycetes; Helotiales; Ploettnerulaceae
Exons: 1
Coding region: 1-993 (330 amino acids)
Molecular function (GO): zinc ion binding; nucleic acid binding
Source: RefSeq, a predicted model, not a curated record
AUGGCCGAUGCGAUGAUGUGUACGAGCGAUCUUCUCGAUGAACUCACCUACUUCAGAAUGCAGUUGAGCCAACGCAUUGGUAGAUUGAGAAGCGCGACUUUGGAUGCUGAGGAAACCAUCAAAGACAUGGAGAGGGCCAAGGUCGCGGCUAAGGUCCACAUUGUUCAGCAAGGAGGCAUGGUUCCACCGGACGACCAUUUUGGAGACUGGGAAUAUGAUUCCGAGGAUGGUGAGGGUAGAGGAAUCACUCAGCUCGGGAACAUCGACGCCGGUAUGUUCAAUUAUAUCUCUACUGAUGGAGUUCAGCUGACAAAAAUCCUAGUCAUCAAGGAACAGCGAGCCAAGAUCGUAGAGAUUGACCAGGAGAUCAAUGUUGAAGCUUGUAUGGACAACAUGCUUAGGAUUGAUAUGAAUGAGUUUGCCGUUGCAGUUCAGAUGGUGGGUGUCGAGCUUGAGCGCUGGAGACGUGGUGAUAUAACCAGAUGCCUCUAUACCAAUACGCCGAUGCACGAGGCUUGGAAGCAGAUGGGAGAGUACAUCGUCAAGAAGCUUUGGCAGAGUAUGGCAGAAGAGGAAGCGGAACAGGAAAGAGAAGCGGAGCAAGUCAAGCAAGCGAUUGCAAUGAUCAAGAAGGCUGAGUCCGCUGCGGUGGCUUCGUCCAAGAAAUAUCCUUCCAUCCCGCGAUGUUUCACAUGCAAAGAACUCGGCCAUAUCGACAGAGAGUGUGGGAAGGUUGAUGUUAAAGAGGAGACAGGUCUCAACGACCCUGGCAGGUACGCACAUCUCGAUCGUCGUUCAGCGGCCAACACCAAGCCUUGGGAGAAGAAAUCGAAGUUCUGUAUUACCUGCAGUAAGCCUGGACACACCGAGAGAUACUGUCAUAUUACUCAUCGGGAGGAAGAAAAGGGGAACUACUGCGAUCACUGCGGCAAAUACGGCCAUCGUAUUAAUGGUUGCUUCGGGCUCCAUCCCGACCUUCUCCAAGAAUUUUGA